Messenger RNA from Neocloeon triangulifer, 1438 nucleotides. Its product is annotated as GTP-binding protein 10-like. The coding region runs from base 152 to 1357 and encodes 401 amino acids. Gene Ontology annotation, molecular function: GTP binding; GTPase activity. The record is from RefSeq and is a predicted model, not a curated record. NCBI's taxonomy places the organism in Eukaryota, Metazoa, Arthropoda, Insecta, Ephemeroptera, Baetidae. The transcript is spliced from 8 exons. Gene Ontology annotation, cellular component: mitochondrion.
AUUGGCUCGUUUUGAACUCAGCGAUAAAAAGGUAAACAAGUACAUCGUGUGCGACAAAAACACUCAAGAAAUUGAGAUUAUUUGCCAGGAUAAUCUCCUGAAUAUUUUAAAAUAAACUUCCCAAAGCUGCUGCAUUUAUAAUCAUCACAAAAUGGUUCGAUUUUCUGCGAUUUUAGCUUUUGAGAGGCGACCCGUGAAAAAGAUGAAGUUUUUUCCUGAAGAAAGAGUAAAGAAAACAUCUAGUCCUCCAGAAACUCCACCGCAACCGAAACAAGAGCCGGAAAUAAAAAAACGAAUCAUCGACUCUGUCGUUUUGAACGUCAAAGGCGGCGUCGGUGGAUGUGGAAAUCCCAAGCUCAGGGGAAAAGGUGGAAAAGGAGGCGAUGUUUAUUUCAUUGCAACCAAAGGAGAAUCACUAGUCGGUCUGAAGAAAAAACUCCCCUACGAUCAAAUCCAUGCCGAAUCUGGUGGAAAUGCAAGCAACCUGAACCACUGUUUGGGAAGGGCAGGUUCGGACAAGUGGAUUCCCGUCCCUGUUGGUGUCAACAUUUACGACAACAUAGGAAAUUACUUAGGAUCACUUAGCAAGGAAAAUCACUCACUUUUGGUGGCCAAAGGUGGGGAGGGCGGAAACACCAAGAACGAAUUCAGAAUCCGUGGAGGUCAAUCGGUCACUGCAAAGGUACAACUGCAAGUUGUGGCAGACGUCGGAAUCGUUGGUUUCAAAGGAUCUGGAAAGACCACCUUGUGGAACCAUUUGACGCUUCCUCUUUCCAUGGAAAUACCCCCAAUUGAACCAACAAAAUACGCUGACGUCAGAAAGAUGACCUACCCUGAUCUGAGGGUGAUCCGAGUGCUCGACACUCCUAGUUUUCGACUCGGCAUGCAGGAUGAGAAACAGGGACAGCAGGUUCUCAGCUACAUCAAAAGGACACGCUUGCUUUUGAUUUGUUUGGACGCCACGGGCCAUCAAUUGGGCCCCAAGAAGAGACUGAAUCUGUUUGAAUCUUACCUUUGUCUCAACAAAGAGUUGCAGUUGUUCCAUCCCAAAAUGAUGAGCAGACCUACUGUCGUUGUUGUCACCAAAAUCAACAGACCUGACUCGCAGUUCCAAGAAUUUGAAAGUCAGCUCAGGAACAUAGAUGAAUAUGCGUCCAUGCUACCGAAGGAAUCAAGACCGGCUGAGUUUUUCAACUUGAGGCAUUUGGUCGGCAUGGAUUUGCGCCACAGAGAAGAGGAAAAACUGAACCGCCUGUGGGAAUCGAUCAGGGUUUUCAUCGACGAGUAUGAAUUCGAGAGAGAGGAAAAGGAAAAAGAAGCCGCCACCUUCAUCAGGAUGCACGGACGGCACAACUAAAAGAUUUGCCUAGAGUUUUGUGAUUGGUAUCGCUCGCUCGGCGGAAACGCAGUCAUCGACGAGGAAAAAGUGGCUCAACUU